GGUGCGGGUGAGAACUGCAAUCUCGGUGUCGGUGGCGCACCGAGAUCGCAUGAUGGCCAAGUGGAGCCUCCGGCGGAGGCCGGGCCGCGCACUUGGACUCCUGCUGCUGGUCAUCCUGAGCUUCCUGGUGCUCCGCAGGUUGAACUGGAGCACACUGAUCCCAUCAUGGCUUCAACAUCGACACCUGGGUCUGCAAGCAAAAGGCUCCAACUUUAUGCUGGAGGACUCCACUUUCUGGAUCUUUGGGGGAUCCAUACAUUAUUUCCGUGUACCCAAGGAAUACUGGAGGGAUCGCCUGCUCAAAAUGAAAGCCUGUGGCUUGAAUACCCUUACCACCUAUGUUCCAUGGAAUCUCCAUGAGCCAGAACGAGGCAAAUUUGAUUUCUCUGGAAACCUGGAUCUGGAGGCCUUUGUUCUGUUGGCUGCAAAGAUUGGGCUGUGGGUGAUUCUGCGACCAGGGCCCUACAUCUGUAGUGAGGUUGACCUCGGAGGCCUGCCCAGCUGGCUUCUCCAAGACCCUGGCAUGAAACUGAGAACAACUUACAAGGGCUUCACUGAAGCAGUGGACCUUUACUUUGACCACCUGAUGUCCAGGGUGGUGCCACUCCAGUACAAACACGGAGGCCCCAUCAUUGCUGUGCAAGUGGAGAAUGAGUAUGGUUCCUAUAACAAAGACCCUGCUUACAUGCCUUACGUCAAGAAGGCCUUGGAGGAUCGAGGGAUCAUAGAGCUGCUCCUGACUUCAGACAACAAAGAUGGCCUGCAAAAGGGAGUGGUCCAAGGAGUGCUGGCCACCAUCAACUUACAGUCACAGCAGGAGCUGAAGUUAUUAAGCAACUUUCUCUUAAGUGUGCAGGGGGUUCAGCCCAAGAUGGUGAUGGAGUACUGGACAGGGUGGUUUGACUCAUGGGGUGGCCCCCACAAUAUCUUGGAUUCCUCUGAGGUUUUGGAAACAGUAUCUGCCAUCAUCAAAGCCGGCUCCUCCAUCAACUUGUACAUGUUUCAUGGAGGCACAAAUUUUGGCUUCAUAAAUGGAGCCAUGCAUUUUCAUGAAUACAACGCUGAUGUGACUAGCUAUGACUAUGAUGCUGUGUUGACAGAAGCUGGAGAUUACACUGCCAAGUACACCAAGCUUCGAGACUUCUUUGGCUCCAUCUCAGGUACCCCUCUGCCUCCUCCACCUGACCUUCUCCCCAAGAUGUCCUAUGAGCCAAUGAUGCCAUCUUUCUACCUGUCUCUGUGGGAUGCCCUAAUAUACCUUGAUGAUCCAAUCAAGUCUGAGAAGCCCAUUAAUAUGGAGAACUUGCCAGUAAAUAAUGGGAAUGGACAGGCCUUUGGGUACAUUCUGUAUGAGACCACCAUCUUCUCAUCUGGCAUCCUCAGUGGUCUUGUACGUGACCGGGGACAGGUAUUUGUGAACACAGUGUCCAUAGGAUUCUUGGAUUAUAAAACAACGAAGAUUACUAUCCCCUUGACCCAGGGUUAUACCACACUGAGGAUCUUGGUGGAGAAUUGUGGGCGUGUCAACUACGGGAAUAAUAUUGAUGAUCAGCGUAAAGGUUUAAUUGGAAAUCUCUAUCUGGAUAAUUCUCCUCUGAAAAACUUCAGAAUCUACAGCCUGGAUAUGACAAAGCAAUUCUUUCAGAGGUUCAACAUAGACAAAUGGAGCAUCAUCCCCCAAACACCUGCUGCCCCUGCUUUCUUCCUGGGUGGUUUGUCAGUUGGCCUCUACCCUUCUGACACAUUUCUCAAGCUGGAGGGCUGGGCAAAGGGGGUUGUAUUCGUCAAUGGUCAAAACCUUGGACGCUACUGGAACAUAGGACCACAGGAAACUCUCUACCUUCCAGGUGUCUGGCUGGAAAAAGGACUCAACCAGGUCAUCAUUUUUGAGGAGAUACUGGCAGGCUCCACAGUACAGUCUACUGAUAGCCCCUACCUGGGCAGGAAUCAUUACGUUAACUGAACAGCAGUCCAGCCAUACCUGCUUCCCUCCCCUACAGGGCACCUCCAUAAGUAGCAACCUCAGGGAGCUAAGGGCUACAGCCAGUCACCUGCCUCAGUCCAAAAUCCUAAACAUGGGGGGACCAAAGAGAGGGUGAGUGGCACUGGUUAGGGUCCCCUUAUAACUAGGUGGCUUCUCUCCCAGCUGUGAGGAUGGAGCCCUUUCUGUUUUCCUGAUCUUCCUAGGGAUGCUAGAGAGAUGUCUCUGUGAGGGUGGAGUCUGUAGUCAGAUUCCCUUCAGAGAAGGUGCUGAAGCUCAGUGGGGACGACCCUGCUUUGGAAGUCAAAGCGUACUGACACAGGUCAGCCCUUUGAGCAUUUCUAGUGGGCCAUAGCAUAUCCUGACAGCCUCUUUGUUUUCUUCAAUUUGUGAGUUUGGCACAGAGGAGCAUACAGAAAGGAUGUCUCACCUGAGCCAUCAACUUUAUCUUUUCUUGACCACUCUCCUCCAGCCAGUUCUGGGAUUCUAGGAGAAACUUUGAGAAACACACAUUUUUCUCCUUUUUGUUUCUUCUUUCACUGUAUCUGCUAAGAUGAGAAACUGAAUGCAAGAGAAGUGGGCAUGCUCAGUUACUUCUCUUCCCAAGCGAAGAGAGCACUUGCUGUUUUACUCAGUGAGGAGGAGUGUCACUUGGGGGAGGAACAGCAUCACCAGGGGAGGAGCUGGGUGGGGGUCUAAGAAGAAACCUUCCCAUAUCCAGGCUUUCAGGGAGGAAGGGCAGAAGGCCUGUGCAAGUACCUCCCAGUGGAAUUGGGAUAGCCACGAGGCCCACAGGUAUAGCACAGGCCUACUCAGCAGACUCCCUCUUCCCUCUCCUUCCUGAUCAGUAAGGAGAAGGAGGGGCAGCCUUCUACUAUGCUGUACUAAUGUCCAAAUUGAAGGCUCGUCUAGAGAUUAAGUGCAAUGGUUUGACUUGGUUUUGCCAUCCUGAUUUGCAAUAAAGCAAUAGACUUGAAUCAAACCUUUGUGUAUGUUUGUCCAGUUUUCAGUGUCACUCUAAGCCAUAGGGAAAAGACGACCCUUUUGGAUCUGGAGGAUCUAAAGACUGAUGU
This is a messenger RNA of Nannospalax galili (Upper Galilee mountains blind mole rat), 3054 nucleotides long. RefSeq names its product beta-galactosidase-1-like protein 2. The transcript has 19 exons. The record is from RefSeq and is a predicted model, not a curated record. Gene Ontology annotation, cellular component: vacuole. Bases 50 to 1963 code for a protein of 637 amino acids. Gene Ontology annotation, biological process: carbohydrate metabolic process. Gene Ontology annotation, molecular function: beta-galactosidase activity. NCBI's taxonomy places the organism in Eukaryota, Metazoa, Chordata, Mammalia, Rodentia, Spalacidae.